Molecule: messenger RNA, 7060 nt
Organism: Lonchura striata (white-rumped munia)
Lineage: Eukaryota; Metazoa; Chordata; Aves; Passeriformes; Estrildidae
Source: RefSeq, a predicted model, not a curated record
UUAGCGCGGGAGGCGCGCGGCGCUGAGUGAGGGGCGGCCGCGCUGGGGGGAGGAGGAGGAGGAGGAGGAGGCGGCGUCGCCAUCGCCAUGAGCGCUCCCGGCCCCCAUCCCGAUCCCCAGCCCGACCCCGCCGCCGGCUCCAGCCUCGGCCCGCUGCUCCACACCCUGCAGGACCCCGCCGCGCCGCCGGGAGAGCUGACGGACGCGCACCUCACCGUCGUCAGUCGCUUGAGUGGUGAAGGAGGCAAAGCAUUCACUGCAGAUUUCAGAAAACACUUCCCUCAACUCUGCAAAGUGUUCAAGGCACACAUUUCCAGUCCAAACUUGGAGCUCAGUAAUGCAGCAUUGCAGGCCUUGGGCUUCUGCACUUUUCAUUCAAACAACACAGCUGAAUUAUCUGGCUCUGAAAUGCAGGACUUGCUGGCAGCAGUGAACAGCGUGGCUGUGAAAUCCUCAGACAAGAACACUCGCACUCGGGCACUUUGGGUCAUCUCCAAGCAGGCAUUUCCUCCAGAAAUUGUCAAAAAGGAGGUAUCCAAUAUUCUCUCCACCCUGGAAACAAUCCUGACUAAAGGAGAAGUGCAGUCAGUUGUGGUUGAAUAUGAAGCACUGAAUGUCAUUAUCCGCUUAAUGGAGCAAGCUCCAGCCCAGAUGGGAGAAGAGGCUGUGAGGUGGGCAAAGCUGAUCAUCCCUCUGGUUGUCCACUCAGCUCACAAAGUGCAGUUAAGAGGUGCCACUGCCCUGGAGAUGGGGAUGCCACUGCUCCUGCAGAAGCAGCAGGAGGUGGCAGCUGUCACCGAGCACCUGAUGACCACAAAAUUAAUUUCCGAACUUCAGAAACUCUUUUCUUCCAAAAACGAGACCUUCGUGUUAAAACUGUGGCCCCUGUUUGUCAGAUUGCUUGGAAAGACUCUGCAUCGCAGUGGCAGCUUCAUCAACUCCCUGCUGCAGCUGGAGGAGCUGGGCUUCCGCAGCGGCUCCCCUGUGGUGAAGAAAAUUGCCUUCAUUGCUUGGAAAAGCCUCAUAGAUAAUUUUGCUCUAAAUCCAGACAUCCUGUGCAGUGCUAAGAGGCUGAAACUGCUGAUGCAGCCCCUGAGCUCCAUCCACGUGAGGACAGAGGCUCUGGCCCUGACCAAGCUGGAGGUGUGGUGGUACUUGCUGAUGAGACUGGGACCUCACCUGCCCUCCAACUUUGAACAGGUUUGUGUGCCAUUAAUCCAAAGCACCCUGAGUGUGGAUCCUGCUGCUGCAUUCCCAGGAACGCCCUCACGGCCAAACAACCCCAGCCUGGGCUCAGCACCCCCUGGGCAGAAAUCAGGUCCUUUCCUGUUUGUGAGCCCGGGCACACCCAGGAUGGGCCUGAACAGCAGCACAGCAGGAGCACUGCUCUUCCCUUCCAUCCAGCUCCUGGGCAUGGAAAUGCUGCUCCACUUCCUCAUGGGACCACAAGUUGUGGAUUUUGCUAAGCAAAACAAGCUCGUGCUUAGCUUAGAGCCUCUCCAGUACCCACUGAUCAGUAGCCCUUCUUUUUUUUGUAAGCAUGCCAGCACUCUGAUAAAUGCUGUUCAGGAUGGCUUUAUUGCAAUUGGAAAAGAAGUUCCUGAUUGUUUGCUGAAUGUUAUCUGGAAGGACAUAAAUGCAUAUGUGAAAACAGCAAUUGAAGCAGGAAAUAAGAAAGAGAAGCAAGGCUCAGAAAUACUGACCAUGUUACUGCAGGCCUUAAAAAACACCGUGAGAUCCAAUUCCCUGCCCGUGCAGAAAAUCCUGCUCUUCCAGGGAACUCCAGCUCUGUUCCUGAUCCAGCUGCCCUUCCACAACAAUCUCCUGGAAUGUUGUGUGACAGAUGAGAGAUUCUUUGGGAUCCUGGAAUCCCUGGUGGGUGCUGCCCUGUCUGGGCCCACCUCUGCCCUGGCGUUCAGUGAGUCUGUGCUGGGUGUCAUUGACCAGAGUGCAGAGCAGGUGGCCAGCAAGGAGCACCUCUGGAGAAUGUGGAGUAUUGUUGUUCAUCCUCUGACUGAGUGGAUUAAUCAGAAUAAUGAGGUGAACCAGGGGGAUGCCCUGGAACACAACUUCAAUGCUGUCUACAGUGCUUUGUUGCUGCCAGUAUCCCACAUUUUUUCCACUCAGGGAUUCCCACAGCCAACUCUGAAAUCCUUGCUGCGCUCUUGGUCUGACCUGUAUCGAGCUUUUGCUCGCUGUGCUGCUCUGGUGGCAACAGCAGAAGAAAACCUGUGCUGUGAAGAACUUUGUGCCAAAAUAAUAUCUGGGCUAGAAGGUGAAACUCCAGUAGUGUUUCCCAUGCUGGAAGGUCUCACCCACCUUGUGUCAGUCAUGGUUGACUGCAUCAACUUUGCACCCUAUGGCACUAAAUUCCAGCCCAAAAACAGAUCCCCGCAGACUCCCACGGACUGGGCUAAGAAGAAGAAGGAGCCCCUUGGCAAGCUGAGCUCUCUGUUGAAGCUGCUGCUGCUGCUGCUGAACUCCUUCCACGAGCUGGGCAGCUCGGAGCUGCAGGCAGAGCCGCUGGGCGCCCUGGGGCUGGCCCUGCUGGCCGCCCUGCACGCCCUGCUCAGCCGCAUCUCGCUGCCCUCGCUCCUCGGCACCACCCUGGCCACCUUCUCCCAGCCCUUGGCAGUCUUCUAUGAGAAAACCCAGUCAGUGCUCCCUGAGGUACCCAAAGUCUACAGCAACCUGAACAACAAGUUGGAGAAGCUGCUGGCAGAGAUCCUGCAGUGCCUGCAGUGCCACUGCCCGGGCUCCUGUGACUCUGAGCUCCUGCAGCAGCUCAGCCCCGUGCUGUGCGUGGCCUUCCAGCACAGGAGCAAACAGAUCCGCCAGCAGAGCGCCCAGCUCUGGAACUGCACCUUUGCCAAGGCCUCCUCCCUCUCCUAUCCCGAGCAACUCAAGUCUGUGUUAAGCCAAGCCAAAAAGAAAAUCCCUCUGCUGCUGCCUGGUUUUGAAAGCAUUGAGUUGUCUGAGGAGUGCAGUGGCCCCUUCUCUGACCUGAUGGAGAAUUCCCAGCUGGAUGCAAAGAUCAGUGGGAUGGAGGUGAAGGUGGGACAGAAACGAGAUUCAAUUCUGGCACAGACGAGUGAACCCAAAAGUGAUGGCAAAGACAAGUCCAGCAACGUGCAAGCAACACCUGCCAAGUUAAAAUUAGAAUUUUCAUCUCCUAAGACAACAAGUGAGACACUUCUGGAAGAGGAGAAGUCUGUUGAUUUUGUGUUCAUUCCUCCAGAAACAAAACCAAGAAUAUUGACAGAACAUCAGAAAGAAGUGCUUAGGUCAAAGAGAGCUGACAUUCCUGCCAUGUACAACAACCUGGAUGCCUCCCAGGACACCACCUCAUUUUCCCAGUACAGCCAGAGCCAGGAAGAUUCUUUGGAAAUGCCACCUUCAGUAGAAAAUGCCAAAGAAGACCCUGCAAACCAACCUCAGGUAAUUUCCCACUGUCUGAUGGUGACAAAAACCAGAGUAUCUGCAAAAAACAUGAGAGGUUUUGUGAUUUGUUUUCCAUUCUCAACACCAAGUGAGAGAAAAUUUAACCUCAUUGCAGAGCUGUGUUCUGGAUUGGAGACAAGUUCUGUGGAAGCAGCUGCCCAGGAGGCCUCAGCAGGGAAGGAGGACACCUCAGAUGUCACCAGCAGCUCAGCCUCCAGUGACAUCAUCUCUGGCACCCCCCAGCCCGCGAGCCGGCGCCAGUCCUUCAUCACCCUGGAGAAAUUCGGGUCUGCAGAGAGCAGAGCCUUCAGCCCAGCCCCACUGAGCUCCGUGCCAGAGCUGCCUGGGAGUGCCCCUGAGGCAGCCACGCAGCAGAGCAGCAGCGGCAGCAAGGCUGCUGCUAAGGCAGAGAAAUCUGGAGAGGAGGAGAAAAACCCCCCGAAAAACCCCCCGAAAGCCGAGCCCGCCGCGGGGGCUGCGGCCGCCCGCAGGGUGACGCGGCGGCAGAGCCGCCUGGAGCUGCAGGGCAGCAAAUCCAAACUCCUGAGCAGGCCAGAGGAAUCCCUGGCCCCUGACAGCCUGGAGAGCAGCGCCGAGCUGGGCUCUGCAGGGGAGGAUGUGGAGCACAUCCUGCUCAACCACUCCCGGGCGCUGCUCUCCACGGAGGCAGACAUCCAGAAAGCCGAGGAUGCCAUCGCAGAAAUGGAUAAGGCCCGGGGGCUGGACACGGAUUCGAAGGAAAACACCCCCCCAGAGAGCAGCAGCAGCUCUGAGCAGGCCCCAGGGGAGGACAGCCAGGUGCCACAAGUGUCCCCUCAGCAGAAGCAGCUGCGGCGCUCCUCCAGGAGACGGCCGGACGCUGUGGACAGCUCCUCGGGCAGCCAGGAGAAGGAGGACGGGCUCCCAAAGAGAGACAGGAGGAAAGAGGAGGAGAAGGCUGGGCAGAAGAAGCCGUCCCAGGGGAAAGGUGAUGGAUCCCAAAAGCACAAAGGAAUUCCUGGGAAAACGACAGACAGCGCAAAAGAGAGCAGCCAGGCUGAGAGAGGGGCAGAGGACUGGAGCUCCAAGGACUCUCCUGCUUGCAGGGGCCUGGAUGAGGAGGGCAGCAGGGCUGCCAGGAGGGCAGAGGAUUCCCCCAGGCCAGAGGGGGAAGCUCAGGGCAGCCUCAGCACAGCGGGGCAGAAGGUGGAGCGCCCACGCUACCACACCAGGAGAUCUUCCCAGGGGUUGCUGUCCAGCAUAGAAAACUCCGAAGCUGACAGCUCUGAGGGCAAGGAGGAGAGCACAAAGAGGAAAAAAACCAUGAAAUUGAGGAGUAGAAGCAAUUCUCUUGAAGGUAAAUUAAAAGAGGGACAGGCGGGGAGCCAGAGCCCUGAGGGAUCUGCCCAGGGAGAUGAAACUAAGAAUCCCCUGGAGGUCCCUAAAGGUGAGCCUGAGGUCAGCACAGGUGCUGCAGUGCCAGCUGAGCCAGGUGGCCUGGAAAAGCAGGAAAUUGCUGCAGCUGCUGGAGAAGCUGUGGGCUCUGGCAGCUCCGAGAAUCCAGAGGCUCUGCAGGACACCAGCGUGGAGCAGCACAAGGGUGAUGCAUCCAUGGAGUCGCUGGGCAGCCCCUGUGUGUCUGAGCAGGAUGGGAGAGCAGCAGAGGAGAGCAGAGAGGAGAAGCAAAGCAGCACAGGGGACUGUGCACCUGCAGCAAAUGCUCCAGGUGCUGAGCCCUCCUCUCUGCAAAGCCCUGAGUGCCAGAACAAGAGAAGCAAAAGGGUGAAGAAGAUCAAGAGCUGUGAUUGCUGCUUUAAAAAGCCAAAGCAGCAGGUGACUGACUCAAAGGUGACUGAGACAAAAAAAGAGAAAGCUUCUGAGCUGGAGGAGUCUGAGAGCACCCCAGUUCAGAGCCCUGGGACUGUUUCUGGUCACUCAGAUUUGGAGGAGAGCUUGGCCCUGGCUCCGUGUGGGAUGAGCACUCCAUUGCACCCUCCCAAGGAACCCAACACCUUCAGCUUGGAAAGGCAGGAAAUGGAUGUGGAAAACCUGCAGGGAAGCAGUGUGGGGGUGGAGGAGGAGACUCCAGAGGGUCCAGCAGCUGAAACCACUGAGUCCAUGGAGGAAAUAAAGGAACCUCCUGAGCAGAAGGAGCAAACAGAACAGGUUCUGCCUGAGAGUGUUCCUGGGGAGCCCAGGGAGAGCUGCCUGGACUCAGGGGAUCAAGAGGAAGAACCAGCAGGUACAGAAAAGGAGGAAAUAAAUGAAAAUGGACAACAGGAGGAGGUGCCUGAGGAGCUGAGCGUUGACAGCAAACCUGAGGAAAAAGAGAUGCAGGAGCUAGAAGGAAAUCAGGAGGAAAAAGGAGAAGCUGAGAACUCUGCUGGAGAAGCUUGUGUUGUUGCAGAUCAAGAUACAAAGGUUGAACUGGUGGAAACUGAAAUCAAAGUGCCUGAAAACGUGGCCGUGGCAGAUGUGGGUGUGGAUUCCCCUCUGAAGCUGGAAGGGGAUCCCUCGGUGCAGGUGGCUGAAAGCCCCACCAGCCUCCAGGCCCGCUGCACCUGGUCCCCCUCAGCCUCCCCAUCCACCAGCAUCCUCAAGAGAGGGGUCAAGAGGAGCCAGGAGGACGAUUCCCUGUCACCUGCCAAUAAGAUCCGCCGAGUCUCUUUUGCAAAUCCCAUUUUUCAGGAGGGCCUGGCAGACGACAUCGACAGGAGGAGCCCUGUCAUCAGGUCCCAUUCCUCACCCUCCUCCAGGAGCCUUAAAAUCCUCUCUAACAUGCAGCACAUUACCACUCCAACCAAAGGAUUUCUGUCCCCAGGAUCUCGUACCCUUAAAUUUAAGAGCUCAAAGAAGUGUUUAAUCACAGAAAUGGCCAAGGAAUCUCUGCCGUGCCUUUCGGAGUUCGUGUACCCGGCCUUGGCUGGCUGCAAAGCCCCUGUGGAUGUCAUUUUACCUCAGAUCACAUCCAACAUCUGUGCCAGGGGCCUGGGGCAGCUCAUCCGAGCCAAGAACAUCAAAACCGUGGGAGACCUGAGCACUCUGACACCUCUGGAGAUCAAAACCCUCCCCAUCCGCUCCCCCAAAGUCUCCAAUGUCAAAAGAGCUCUGAAAGGAUACCACGAGCAACAGGUAAAAUCUCGAGCAUUGGAGGAAAGCACAGUGCUUGAAGAGGCUGAGAAGCCUGGAAAUGACGUGGAGGAGAAAUCUCUGAGUGGAGAUGAGGAAAAACUUGCAGCAGAUCUGGAGGCUGGCAGCAGCAGCAGCAGCAGCGAGCAGCCCCCUGUGGACCUGCUGGGGCAGAUCCAGGCCCUGGCAGCGCAGCUGAGCUCGGAGGAGCUGCAGGGCUACUCUGGCCAGCAGCUGUGUGAGAUGCAGGAGCAGCUGCUGGCCAUGGCCUCGUGCAUCCUGAGGAGCCUGCAGGCCCGCUGGCCCUGCCCGCCCCAGCCGGGCCCCGAGUAGCUGCUCAUCCUCAGCAGGAGGAGCUCGGUGCAGCCUCCCCCCUGCCUCCCUCUCUGCUCACUUCCUCCUGCAGUCUGCAUUUGGGGCUAUAUUUGUUAACAUCUUCAUAAAUUUGUUCUCUUUCCCUUUUUUUGCCUUUUUAUUUUCCCCUCUUUUUUUCCUUUUCUUCCCUCUUUCC